UGAGCUGGUUCCGAGCAGAAACACGCCACAGCGCUCAUCACUGUAGGCGCAGCAGUGAGAGCUCCAACACAAACCUUCCAGGGAGGUGGGGACAAAAAAAAAAGAAAAAGAAAACAGAGAACUCCAGCUUUCAUGUUCACCUGGAAGCCGCUCCGGUGGGACCCGUGGGUGGUCCUCGGACCCCACUUUGGAAACCCUCCUGCCACAGCCUCCAGCUCACAGCGCUUAAAGUCGAGGGAAAGAGGAUCUCUCGGUGUGUCGGUGCCUCAGACGCAGGGUCGACUUUGAAGCUCGCUGCGUAGGUGGAGCGUCGACUGGAGCGGCGCGUGAAGGUAGCAGAAAGAAACUCACCCCACAGGUGUGUCGGAUGAAAGCGCAGGAACCGAUUUGGCCCCGCCGGUGCAGCUCGGGAUAAUAAGUUCGUGUGAUGGAGUGGCGUGAGCAGUCCGCUGUCAGCUGUGACGAAGCCUUCUCCGAGGCGCAGAGGUGGAUAGAGGCAGUAACUAAGAAAAAAUUUGGGAGCAACGACUUCCGAUCGGCGUUGGAGAAUGGCGUUCUGCUGUGUGAUCUGAUCAACAAGAUCAAGCCUGGAACCAUCAGGAGGGUUAACAGGCUGCCCACACCUAUUGCUGGACUGGACAACCUUAACGUCUUCCUCAAGGCCUGCGGGAAGCUUGGACUAAAGGAAGCACAGCUCUUUCACCCCGGAGAUCUGCAGGACUUAUCUACAAGAGUUACAGUCAAGCAUCAAGAGACCGACAGGAGGCUGAAAAAUGUGUUGAUCACAGUCUACUGGCUGGGUAGAAGAGCUCAGUGUGACCGUUACUAUGACGGACCUUACCUGAAUUUUAAGGCAUUCGAGGGAUUAUUGGGCACAGCGCUAUACAAGGCUCUGCAGGAAACGUCCAGCCAGAAAGGCAGCAACGUCAGGGACAGCGGUUUUGGCGAUAGCUGGUACUCAGAGCGAGAGGAGCUACACCAGCUGAGAGGAGGAGGAGGAGGAGGAGGAGUAGGAGGCGGACAUAAGAGAGACGACUCCCUGGACAGUUUGGACUCUUUGGGCUCUCGACCCCACAGCAUCUCAUCUGACACCACUCUUAAAGGCAGCAGCGAGGGUUGUUGCAGCGACACCGAGGCAGACUCUGGCUUCAGGAUGGCCAACACCAAGGACAAUGUCAGUUACCGCCGGUCGGUAUCCAUCACACCCAAGGCCAGUGUCCAGUUUAACCAGUUCCUGCCCUCUAAAGACAAACCAUCAGGCUAUGUACCCGCUCCACUGAGGAAGAAGCGGGCCGAGCGCAAUGACGACAGCCGGCGGAGCUGGGCCAACCCCUCAAACUCGGAGGAUGAAGGCACGCUCACAAGACAGCACCAAACGCAAGAGAGUACGGACGGGAGUAAAUCAACAAGCGACAUCCAGGUCGACCCCAGCGUCCUCCGGCAGGUUCGCUUCGAAGAGCUGCAGAAGUAUCGUGAGCAGAUAAAGGAGACCGAGGAUAAGUGGCAGGAUGACCUGAGCAAAUGGAAGAACCGGCGCAGGAGCGUCAACUCUGAGAUAGUGAAGAAGAAAGAGGAGAGGGAAAAGAUAGAGCAGAUCACGUACAGCGGCAGCAGAAGGUCCAAGACCUUCAAGGAGAUGCAAGAGGAGAGAGAAAAUAAAGGAAGCAACAGCAUUGGCAGUCGCCUCAAAUCUCUCUCUUACCUGGACGACGACGAGGACGUGUUUGAGAAGGCUGACAUUUCCCCACGUACCCGAACCCUUCCUGCCAGGAGCUACACUAUUGACACUCCUUACACUUCCUCUGAAUCCCCUGAGCCUUUUCAUAAAGAAGACCAACCCCCUGCUGCUUCACCAGCUACAGGCAGGGCCGCAUCCCCUCUCACAUCACGGGGAAGUAACAUUUUGGACAGUCCUGCAGGCAGCGACACCACGACCAUCAUCACUCCCACCAGCUACAGCUCUUUCCACAGGUCCCAAUCUCCAGAGGCUGCACCUUUACCGAGGAAGCCAGUCUCAGAAGACACUAACAAAGUCAAGACCACAACUGUUUUCCCCUCUUCUAGUUCUGUGCAAGAGGUACCCAAGCCGAGGCGCCCAUUGUUGGCCAAACAGGCUGAAGUGGAGUCUGAGGUGAAGGCCCCUUCCUCUGGUUCUCUGUACAAACAACAACCACAGCUCAGCUCAAUGGAACCCAAGCCUCCCGCGGUGUCUCGGGUUUCCGCCUCCCUCCCCAGGAGCUACCAGAGAUCGGAUAGCGCACGUCUAACCUCAGUUGUCACGCCGAGGCCCUUUGGGACCCAGCCGUCCCGCCUCAGCUCACUUCCCCGAGUUUUGCCAAUGGACGACUCUCACAAGCGUGUCAACGGUGACGUGGAUGUCCCUAAGAAGCCUUCCGUGCCGACCCGCUACCAACAGUUCAUGACCUCUGAGGACGAGGCUCAGUCCAGCUCGGCCCACAGCAGCGAAGACGAGGAAGAGGAUAAAGACGUGACCACAGCGAAGAGCAUCACCUCCACUCAGAGUGUCUCACCUGUCCCUCCUCAGGUCAAGAGUGAACCCCCAGUCAGUCCUGCUCCAGCCAAAGAAACCAGCCAGGAGAACUACUGUGAGAUGCGGAUCAGCCUGAACCAGAAGCCCAACAGCAGCAGAGACUUUGGCUUCCAGGCAAACUGGGACUCAACAGGAGCUCGCGUCACAUCCGUACAGCCAGGCAGCCAGGCCGAGAUGUGCCAGCUUCAGGCCGGAGACGAGGUGCUGACGGUGAACAGGCAGCAGGUGGCAGAAAUGAGCUACACAGACUGGAAGUCCUGCAUGGAGGAGGCUCUGCAGGAGGGCAGUCUGGUCAUGGAUAUACGCCGUCAUGGCAAGAACAACUGGGACAGAGAUCAACCUUCCCUGCCAUUUAAAAGCCAUAAGACCAUCAAUCUGACCAGUACGGAUCAUCCGGUGCUUCUAGGUUCCUCCGACACAAACAUUAUCAGCUCCAGCCUGGAUUUCACCUCACACCAUUCCAGGGAAACGCUGCCAUCCAAAGAGGCCUCCGCACACCCAGUUGUCGACGUGGCUUCAAACGGAGUUAAUGGAGGUUUCCCUGAGGAGCUGGUGACCAGGAGGAGCAAAGAGUCAGAACCCAUAUCUUUGAAAAACUUAAAACGGAGGUCAGAGUUUUUUGAAACAGGAGGAUCAGAGUCUGCAAUGCCAAAUAUACCUGUUCCUGCAAUCACUCCGUCAUCCAGCCGCUGGUCUUGGGAUCCAGAAGAGGAGCGCAGAAGACAAGAGAAAUGGCAGAAGGAACAGGAGCGCCUCCUACAGGAGAAAUAUAAGCGUGACCAGGAGAAACUGCAGGAGGAGUGGCUGAAGGCUCAGGAGGAGAUCACCACGAGCGACGACCAACAAGAGCCCGGGAUCCUGGAGGUGAACAGCCACAGCUUCAGCCCACACUCACCCCUCUCUCCAGUCAACCAGCCCACCUCUCCUCUGUGGGAAGAGGAAGAGAGAAAGAGGAAGGAGGAGCUGGAGCGCCAAAGGCAGGCGGAGGAGAGGAGGAAGAGAGAGGAGGAGGAGCGGGAGCUGCAGCGUCUCCGGGAAGCGAGGCAGAGGAGAGAGAGGCAGGAGGAGGAGGAGAGGAAGAGGAGGGAGGAGGAGGAGGAGGAGAGGAAGAGGAGGCUGGAGGAAGAGCUAAGACAGCAGAGGAGGAGAGAGGAGGAGAGGGAGGAAGAAAGGAGGCGGCAGGAAGCCUUCGAGCAGCAGUGCAGAGAGCGGGAGAGAACCUUCGAGCAGCAGUCGUGGACUGGUGGCUCCUAUGGCUUUGACAAUGUCCAGCCUCCCCUGUCCUAUGAAGAUCGGAUGAAAUCAAAAUCAUCUCCCCAGCUUGAUGAAGAGGAAAAGCCUCAGUGGAAAGGUGUGCAUGUGCAGCCGGGGGGCAUGGCUCACUGGCUGCUGGAAGAGCAGUUGAGGAGUGCACGUGACAGAGAGGCCCGGAGACAGAGGGCUGCAUCAGAGCUGGAGAUGGAGAGGAGAAACAUCCUCAAUGCCAUGAGAUACAGAGAGCCAGAGAGAGUGACGGGCAGUGGAGUGGCUGAGAGGAAGGGUCAGCCGCCCGCGACGCAGGCAGAGGCAGAGCGGCAGCAGAUCCUGAACGAGAUGAAGAAGAAGACUCCGCUGCUGACGGACAGCAGCUGGAUCCGCCAGCAUUCUGCCAGCACCGCCAAGGAGCCUGAGGUGCCUCCCAUGCGCAGAGGGGAGUCUCUUGACAACUUGGACGCCUACAACCCCUGGCGCUCAUCAUGGACACCCAGAAGUAACUCUAAUAUCCCAAACUACAACCGGCCUCACUCUGCCCUCUCCGGUAGCACUUACGGCGGCGGCGCAGGGACCCAGCGGCCCGCCUCCUCCACUCUGCCUACCUCUCAGUCCAUGGGCUCCCUCCGAGGCGGGGCAGGAACCCCCUCGUCCCCUUGGUCCCGGCAGUCCCCUUCCCCCUCGCCGUCUUCUCCAUCACCCACCUCCUCUCCAGAGCCCAGGCCUGAGGCGGGCCCCCCUCAGCAGCGCAGCAGGUCAGUGAGUGGCAAGAAAAUCUGUACGUUCUGUGACAGCCCGCUGGGAAAGGGAGCAGCCAUGAUCAUCGAGUCCCUCGGGCUCUGUUAUCAUUUGAGCUGUUUUAAGUGUAUCGACUGUCUGUCCGACCUCGGAGGAUCGGAAUCGGGGGCGGAAGUCAGAAUACGAAACAAACAGCUGUACUGUAACUCCUGCUACAUGCGAUUUAAAACCGGCCAGCCAACCACUAUGUGACGUGACCAUACUGCAGCAGAUUGACGAGGAAACUACUUGUGACAACAACCCAUGAACAUUGAAAGCGAACAGUGACGCCCACUGCAAAAAGUUGGAACGCCUGGUUUGGAAUUGAAGACGCUGAUGAGAAUUAUAUUUGUGUUUUUUUUUUCCAGUGUGUGAUUAAGAGGGCAAGCUUGCAAAGAAGUUAUCUCCUUUAAUGUGUUUAUAUCAUAUUAAGUAUUACAGCUGUACAAAGUGUAAGGGUUCUGCAUGCACCAGAGGUUUUAAAUCUUGUAGUCACGAUACUAGUCAAAUCGUUAAGUUGUCUAUAAGACCAUCAAGGCAGAUCUUUGUAAUGACCUUCAUUGAGAACGAUUUUUAGAGAGUUUUAGGGGAACCCUGCAGGAUCGUCUCCUCCUAUUCACGCUUCUUCUGCUUGUGGUAUUAACACGUUCCGUCGACAGAGCUGCUCUUAUUGUGUCUAUGUGCCUUUUUCGUUUGUAACAGGGAGAAAUAAUUCAGAAUAUUAGAUUUCUUUCAAAGUGUAUUUAAAACCGUCUGCUUGGAUAGCACUUGGAGUUUUCACUGAUGGAUGGAGGACCGCACACACUAGCAGCUUUCCCUGUGAAGAAUAUAUCAUAUCGAAUGGAACUGAGGCAAGCAGUAACAUUUGUAAAUAAAAUGUCCAAAUGCUCGUC
This is a messenger RNA of Acanthopagrus latus (yellowfin seabream), 5472 nucleotides long. It is a transcript of the gene lmo7a, whose product is annotated as LIM domain 7a. Gene Ontology annotation, molecular function: protein binding. The record is from RefSeq and is a predicted model, not a curated record. Gene Ontology annotation, biological process: regulation of cell adhesion; regulation of signaling. Bases 428 to 4792 code for a protein of 1454 amino acids. Lineage: Eukaryota; Metazoa; Chordata; Actinopteri; Spariformes; Sparidae. The transcript is spliced from 31 exons.